GGGAGGCGGUACCUCCCGCUGCCUUCGCCCGGCGGGGCCAUGGCGAGCGGGGCGGCGCGGCGGCUCGGGAUGCGGCGGCUGCUCCUGCUCUGCGCCGUGCUGCUGGGCUCGGCCCGCGCUCUGCACAUCAAGAAAGCCGAAGCGGCGGCGGAACCCGCGGAAACGCUGCGUUACCUGAGCUCGGCCGAGCUGGGCGAGGCGCUGCGGGCGCUGGCGGAGGAGGAGGCUCCGGCGGGGCUGGCGCGGCUCUUCAGCAUCGGGGACUCGGUGGAGGGGCGGCCGCUGUGGGUGCUGCGGCUCACGGCGGGGAUGGGGCCCCCGCGGGACGGCGAGGAGCCGGGGGGAGCGCCGAUCCCCGGGCGGCCGCAGGUGAAGCUGGUGGGCAACAUGCACGGCGACGAGCCCCUGGCGCGGCCGCUGCUGCUGCGCCUGGCGCGGGAGCUGGUGCGGGGCUGGGCGGGCGGCGAGGAGCGCAGCGCCCGCCUGCUCAACUCCACCGACCUCUACCUGCUGCCCAGCCUCAACCCCGACGGCUUCGAGCGCGCCCGCGAGGGGGAUUGCCGCGGGGAGGGCGGCCGCGAGAACAGCCGCGGCCGAGACCUCAACCGCAGCUUCCCCGACCAGUUCGGGGCCGCCCAGCCCGACCUGGAGCCCGUGCCCGAGGUGCGAGCGCUCAUCGCCUGGAUGCGCCGCAACAGGUUUCUGCUUUCUGGCAAUCUUCAUGGUGGCUCAGUGGUUGCAAGCUAUCCCUACGAUGACUCUCCCACGCAUAACCCUACAGGAGUCUACAGUAAAUCGGCUGAUGAUGAAGUGUUCAAGUACUUGGCAAAAGCUUACGCGUCGCAUCACCCCAUAAUGAGAACUGGCAAACCCAAUUGCCCUGGCGAGGAGAGAGAGACCUUCCAAGAUGGUAUCACAAACGGUGCCCAGUGGUACGAUGUAGAAGGUGGAAUGCAGGAUUACAACUACGUCUGGGCCAACUGCUUUGAGAUCACAUUGGAGCUGUCCUGCUGCAAAUACCCGCCGGCCUCCGAGCUUCAGCAGGAGUGGGAGAACAACCGGGAGUCUCUCCUUUCUUUCAUUGAGCAGGUCCACAUCGGUGUGAAAGGCUUUGUCAGGGAUGCAGUCAGUGGAGCUGGCCUGGAGAACGCAACCAUUGUUGUUGCUGGUAUUGCUCACAACAUCACAGCAGGCAGAUAUGGCGAUUACCACCGACUCCUUGUGCCUGGGACCUACAACGUGACUGCGGUUGUAAUUGGCUAUGCACCAGUGACCAGAGAGAAUAUUGAGGUGAAAGAAGGAGCUGCGACAGAAGUGAAUUUCUCCUUGCAGCCAACUGUAAUGCCACCAGCUCUUAAUGAAACACAGUUCACAGUGACGCCUGCUCCCAUCUCUACAGUCACCCCUACCUCUGUGCAGGAGGAGGCCCAAACCCCCACACCUCUCCAUCAACCCAUCCAGCCUGUGGACUUCCGCCACCACCACUUCUCAGACAUGGAGAUCUUUCUGCGACGAUACGCCAGCGAGUACCCCAACAUUACCCGGCUCUACUCCGUGGGCAAGUCAGUGGAGCUGCGUGAGCUCUAUGUCAUGGAGAUCUCGGACAACCCUGGCAUCCAUGAAGCAGGUGAGCCAGAGUUCAAGUACAUCGGUAACAUGCAUGGGAAUGAAGUUGUGGGGCGUGAGCUUCUCCUGAACCUCAUCGAGUACCUCUGCAAGAACUUUGGCACAGAUCCUGAAGUGACCGAGCUGGUCCAGAGCACACGGAUCCACAUCAUGCCGUCUAUGAAUCCUGAUGGCUAUGAGAAGUCCCAGGAAGGAGACAGAGGAGGUACCGUUGGCAGAAACAACAGCAACAACUACGAUCUGAACCGGAAUUUCCCAGAUCAGUUCUUCCCUGUGGCAGACCCUCCACAGCCAGAAACUCUCGCUGUCAUGACCUGGUUGAAGAAUUACCCAUUCGUGCUCUCGGCAAACCUGCACGGAGGUUCUCUGGUGGUUAAUUACCCCUUUGAUGACGAUGAACAAGGAGUAGCCAUAUACAGUAAAUGCCCAGACGAUGCAGUGUUUCAGCAGCUGGCGCUUUCCUACUCCAAGGAAAAUACAAAGAUGUAUCAGGGAAGCCCUUGUAAGGACAUGUACCCCAAUGAGUACUUCCCACAUGGCAUCACUAAUGGGGCUCAGUGGUACAACGUCCCAGGUGGGAUGCAAGACUGGAAUUACUUAAAUACAAACUGCUUUGAAGUGACCAUUGAAUUGGGCUGCGUGAAAUAUCCCAAAGCUGAGGAGCUGCCAAAGUACUGGGAGCAGAACCGCCGCUCUCUCUUGCAGUUCAUGAAACAGGUUCACCGCGGUGUCUGGGGGUUUGUGCUGGAUGCUACGGAUGGAAGGGGCAUUCUCAACGCCACCAUCAGUGUUGCUGACAUCGACCACCCAGUGAACACCUACAAGGAUGGAGACUAUUGGCGCCUUUUGGUCCCUGGGACGUACAAGAUCACAGCAUCUGCCCGAGGGUAUGAUCCAGUCACUAAGACGGUGGAAGUUGGCAGCAAAGAUGGGGUGCAAGUCAACUUUGCUCUUUCGCGAACAGACGUCAAAGUGGAGGAGGGGAAGGUGCCAGUCUUGAACACCCCAGACACCGGUGAUCCUAACAAGAAGGAGUUUGAGACUCUGAUCAAAGACCUGUCUGCUGAGAAUGGCCUGGAGCGCCUCCUGCUUUCCUCCUCGGGGGAUGUUUCUCCUUACCGAUACCGCCCUUACAAGGACCUCUCCGAGUUCCUUCGAGGCCUCUAUCUGAACUACCCACACAUCACCAAUCUCACCAGUUUGGGUCAGAGUGUUGAGUUCCGUCAGAUCUGGUCCCUUGAAAUCUCCAACAAGCCCAACCAGUCCGAGCCCGAGGAGCCAAAGAUCCGCUUUGUUGCUGGUAUUCAUGGAAAUGCUCCUGUUGGUACAGAGCUGCUCCUGGCACUGGCAGAGUUUCUUUGCAUGAGCUACAAGAAGAAUGCUGCUGUUACAAAGCUGAUUGACCGAACACGGAUUGUGAUUGUGCCAUCCCUGAAUCCGGACGGACGUGAGGUAGCCCAGGAGAGAGGCUGCACAUCGAAGAUAGGCGAGACUAAUGCUCAUGGCAGAGAUCUGGACACAGACUUCACAAGCAAUUAUUCCCGAUAUUCGGGGACACGAGAGCCUGAGACCAAAGCCAUCAUAGAGAACUUGAUAUUGAAGCAGGAUUUCAGCCUCUCUGUUGCGCUAGAUGGAGGAUCUCUGCUUGUCACUUACCCAUAUGAUAAGCCAGCACAAACAGUGGAGAACAAAGAAACACUGAAGCAUUUGGCAUCACUGUAUGCAAACAACCAUCCGCUGAUGCAUUUGGGCCAGCCGGGCUGUCCAAAUAAGUCUGAUGAGAAUAUUCCUGGCGGUGUGAUCCGUGGCUCUGAAUGGCACAGUCACUUGGGAAGUAUGAAGGAUUUCAGCGUUACAUUUGGUCACUGUCCUGAGAUCACUGUUUACACCAGCUGCUGUUACUUCCCAAGCGCAGGGCAGCUUCCUGGCCUGUGGGCGGAUCACAGGAAAUCUCUCCUUAGCAUGCUCGUGGAGGUUCAUAAAGGCGUCCAUGGGUUUGUCCAAGACAAGAAUGGCAAGGCCAUUUCUAAAGCUACCAUUGUUCUUAAUGAAGGUUUGAAGGUCUAUUCUAAAGAAGGUGGCUAUUUCCAUGUGCUGUUGGCUCCAGGUUUGCAUAACAUCGAUGCGAUAGCUGAUGGGUACCAGCAGAAACAUGUCAAGGUCUUUGUACGUCAUGAUGCUCCCAGCUCUGUCUUGAUUGUAUUUGACACGGAAAACAGGAUAUUUGGUCUGCCAAGGGAGCUGGUUGUAACUGUUGCAGGUGCAAGUAUGUCUGCUCUGGUCCUCACCGCCUGUAUCAUCUGGUGUGUCUGCUCAAUUAAGUCCAACAGACACAAGGAUGGCUUCCACCGCCUCCGACAGCACCAUGAUGAUUAUGAGGAUGAAAUCCGCAUGAUGUCCACAGGCUCAAAGAAAUCCCUCCUGAGCCAUGAAUUCCAGGAUGAAACGGACACUGAAGAAGAAACAUUGUACUCCAGCAAACACUGACACCUCAGGGGCAGGAAAGGAGGUUCUCAUGGACCAGACCUGGUGGCAGGGGGCUAUCCCUGUGGUUCAGUUUUGAAACAUUAGUUUGCAGGAUGUGUCCUCCAGAGGUGUGGAUGGCAGCUCCCAAGUUCCCUUUAUUUGCUCUGUUCCUAUGUACAUGCAAAUCAGUGGGUGUUGGGAGGCUGUGUUCGGGCUAAGGGCAUGGCUUGUUACAUUUUUGGCUCAAGAUCUGGAGGUUUACAUGAAUUUGUUUGAAAGGCAACUUAACAGGAUGGCCAGCAGAGUUCCUAGCACUUCCCCAGCAUCUCGACAAAGUGAGCAGAUGGUGGGGAAGUGUCUUAAGACCUGCAUGGGGUCAUAGUUACAACACUCCAAAGCAGUUUCUCUCCCUGUUUUGAUUUCAUGUUUUCUACUCUGUUCUUGGGGGAAGCCAGAUCCUUCACUUGACUCCAUGUUCUGCAGAGCAGCCUUUGGAAUAAGACUGUACUUGGUUCUCAGCUGCUCCCUUGAAGCUUUUCCCCACCCUGAGAUGUUCUGGCCUGCUCUGGUCCGCAGUGGUUGUGGAGCACCUCUAAUGCGCUGCUAGUUCCAGGCGAUGGCUUGGCAUCCUCAAAGCUGGGGGAGACGACAUCUAUUUUUGCUGUGAGCUGGAGAAAGGAGCAAAUGUUAGAGCUUCAAUGAACUCUGUCAGAGUUCGAUUGCUUUCCAGCUCUGCAGUACUGCUGUUCCUGACUUCUGGGGAAGAAAGAAACUUUAUCCCCAUCACCCCUGGUUGCUUUUUGUUUGUGUAGUAGUCCUGGCCUUUGGCGUAGGAUGUUGGUGUUACAACAGCGUGGUGUCUGAAAGAGCAACUCAGGAUUGUUCUAAGCAACUGGAUAAACUGAUCGUGGUGGAUAGUGCUUAAAAGCAACCUGUUGCUGACCCACCUGAUCAGUUUUGCUCGAGUCCACCACCAUUCAGGAGGAAACUGUGAAAUCUGACCACUACUUUGUAUUUAAGCAUUACUGGAGCAGCAGGGAGAGGUCAUGGGAGUAUCCAUGGCCUAACUUCAGUCUUAAAUUUUGAAGAAAAGCUGCACCGUUUGCUAUUGUCCACCUAAAACCUUUUAGUGAUGAGAGCACUUUGGAAAAACCCUCUCAUCCAGCUGUGGUAGUCGUAGGCAUUGAAUUAGCCUGCUGGCUUGGCUCUGUUCUGCUACUACAGCAUUUCUCAAGUGUGUAGCAACAGCUCUGCCUGCUUGUGUGGCUGCAGCUGUAGCUGCUGCUGUGGUGCCCGGAUGUGGAGUAUGAGGAAGGGCAGGAAUGUCUGUGCUGAAGGAGAUGGGGAGAAGUAGCCCAAUGCUGUUUUUUAGCACUUGGUAGGAAGCUGGAGCUGCAUCCUCCAUCCCCAAACACAUGGGAUUUAUAGGGCAUAGAAGGGAUGUCCAGAGAAGAAAGGCUGAAAUGUUUGCUUUCUAAAGCCUUUAUACACCUCUGAUGUUCCUGUGCUUUCUGGGCAGCAGGCUGGGGUUAGAAUAGGCACUUAUUUUCUUGCUGCUCAUUUUCUUCUUUAAUUCUUGCCACACUGACCCAAGCUGUGGGGCGCAGGAGCCUGGUGCAGCAAUGUUUUAAGCACCCAGUUUGCCUUGAGCUGCUCUGUCACCAGCAGCCUGGGGAGGUCCCACUAGUAAAACCUGCGUGUGUGGUGUAUUUGGGGAGGUGUGUUUGCACUCAAAUGUGUGAUAGGCUCUGGUGUGGUCUGUGAGAGAACAGCACAGUGUGUUCUCUGUGAAGGCUGCUGGGCCACAUCACCUGGGGAAGGAGCUGCUCCUCGUCUCUGUGUGUGGUAGAUCCCUUUCCAGACCCACACGCCUGUGGCUCUGCUGCCACACUCAUCAUCUUGGCAGCUGCGUGCUGGUUUUGUGCAGGUCCCUUGUCUGAGGGACAAGGAUAACCCUCAGACAUCAGUACAUCUUCUGCAAGAUGUGAGAAAAUCUGGCUUGGUAGGAGUUCUGGAAACAGGGAGAUGAGGCUGAAUGUUCCCUGUGCUCCUGUCCCACGGCGCUGUGGCAUGGAAGAGCUGAUCUCGCUGCCUCUGUUUUGCAGGAGCCAUGAACGUCCAAUGCCUCCUCCCAACUCACUGUGCUGAGUAGGGGAGGGGAGCUGGUCUUUUUCUUUGUGCCCACCAGUACACAAUAGCAUUAACCCUGCCUUUCCUGCUUCUGAGGGCUUUAACAAGAGCCACAUCUUGGGGUUUAUAUUGAAGUUGAGUUUGCAAACAGCUCUUAGAGCUCUAUUUGGGCUUUAUUUGUGCUGGCAGUAGGGAAUGGACUGAGUUGGCCUUGUUUUGUCCCUCUAGCAAUAAGUCUCAUUAGGAAUCGGCCCUUUCUCUCUGAGAGUGUGUUUGGCAAUUAGCUUGGAUAGGUGCGUCUUUCUAAGGUGAGUGGAUUUGAGAUGUUUUGCAAACAUGCAAGACUUCUCUGCCACAGGACCAGGUGGGGUGUCUGGCUCUCACUCCCUGCUCAGAGCCACAGCAAGUGACACCUGGGGCUGUUUGUCAGCAGUGUUGGGAAGGCAGGAGCAGCCUCCCCUUGCCAUCUGUCUGUCUGUCCGUCCAUCUGCAGGCAUGCCUGUGCAGGUUCUGGUGAGGAGCCGGUCCCUUGCAGGUGUUUGUCCCUGGAGCGUGUCGGUCCGUGCACUGUGCCUUCAAAUGUCCAUUUUUACAAGGGACUUGAAUCGCCUUCUCCUGGCAGCGGGAUGGGGCGGCGCGAGGCGAGGCCUGGCUCUGCCCUCAGCCGGGCCUUCUGUUUUUUAUCUGUAUACUGAGAUCCAAUAAUCUGUAUAAAACUA
Messenger RNA from Cuculus canorus (common cuckoo), 6941 nucleotides. RefSeq names its product carboxypeptidase D (gene CPD). Gene Ontology annotation, biological process: proteolysis. The coding region runs from base 40 to 4113 and encodes 1357 amino acids. The record is from RefSeq and is a predicted model, not a curated record. Gene Ontology annotation, molecular function: zinc ion binding; metallocarboxypeptidase activity. Lineage: Eukaryota; Metazoa; Chordata; Aves; Cuculiformes; Cuculidae. The transcript is spliced from 21 exons.